Myotis brandtii (Brandt's bat) is the source of this 2430-nucleotide messenger RNA. RefSeq names its product Cbp/p300-interacting transactivator, with Glu/Asp-rich carboxy-terminal domain, 1 (gene CITED1). The coding region runs from base 1767 to 2354 and encodes 195 amino acids. The transcript is spliced from 2 exons. The record is from RefSeq and is a predicted model, not a curated record. Lineage: Eukaryota; Metazoa; Chordata; Mammalia; Chiroptera; Vespertilionidae. Gene Ontology annotation, cellular component: nucleus. Gene Ontology annotation, biological process: melanocyte differentiation; regulation of DNA-templated transcription.
UGAGAGAGCGGCCAAGAGAGACAACAGAUCUGAAUGGAAGCAGGGUCCUGUUUAGGAGAGCUCACAGCCUGAAGAGGGAGAUGUGGCAAAAGGGUCUUCUUCCCCAAGAACUGAUAUUAAAACUUUUUUCUGGCUCUUUCUUUUAUUCUAUAACUUUUUCCCCUCCUUUUUUUAUUGUUGUUGCUACUGUUUCUUAUUUUGUACACUCGGGUACAUUUGGGCGGCAUAAAGAACGAAGGCUGGAUACGAACAGAGAAAGAUGGGCAGGGCCCCUCAACGUUUUUCUUAGGAUGUGAAAAUUGCUUAAUACCGAAGAUGCUGGGCUCUGGAAGACGACAUGGAUUAGACUCCUUGUCUUGUGAUCACUGGCUUGAAACAUGACUGGGUAGCCUCGGAGAAGAAACAGGCCUCCAAUCAAGCAGUGGUAGUGAUGACCCAGCAACUGAUUUUUUUCUCAUGUUUUCUCCCCCACUUUUUCGUUUCUCUAUUUUCUUGCCUCCCUACCCUACAAGUAAGUGGUGCAAAAGAUAAUAAAGAGAAGUAGUAAGUGGCCACUUUCUAGAAGUGUCUGAGCAGAUUCUUAAUGACCACUGGGGGAGGGAAAUGUCAAGGAGAAUUCUAGGCUUGUUCGAAAGAUUAGACAUGCUUUUUAAGGUGUGGGAGAUUCUUUGGGGCAAAGGGUAUUUAUAAAUACAAAAUUCGACAUCUCUGAUUCAUCAUGAAGGCUAGAAUAGAUGAAGCUUAAAAACAAGCUUCUAGGAAAAUAACGGGAGUUUUCAGGUGAGGAAAUUUUUUGUUUUCUGGUUUGAGGGAAUUAUUUUUCCCUCACCCCCUUAUCCUUCAGCACUUGAGCUAGGGAAUUAUUUCUUCAGCAAUUGUUUGAAUCAUUCUAGGUAUGAUUCAGUGGUCAGGCGAGGCCUAUGGACAUAAGAGUGCUAGCUCCUGCUCUCAGAACCACUGCCACUUGAUAGGAAAGCCAUUGAAUCUCUGUUCCUGUUUCCCUCCAGGAAGAAGUAUUCCCAUUUGUCACUACAGAUGGGUGUGGCUGGGCUCAGACCAGGUGUCCUGGGAAAGCCCUAUGCUACCUGGGCUGUCUUGGAGGGGGUUUGAGGCAGGGAGGAAAUUGAGACAUUCCUUGCUGCUCUCUGGCCACCUCGGAGCCCCCAGCCCACCUUUAUCAGCCUGGCUUUUCUCACACCCAUAUCUGAGUCAGGGCUUUGGAGCUCCAUGGCAUUUACGUUGGGGACUGAUUCCUUCCCUGGGCUACAGCCUGCAGCUUUCUAGGUCUUCCUUGCCCUCUUUCCCACUUUUUCUCAGUCCCAGUGGAGGCCCCAGCUCAGAAGCCAGUGGCCCAUGAAGACAGUGUGCUACUUAUGAAUAUUUAUGCCUUCAGAAUCAGGAACAGUGCCAUGCCACCCCACACACACACUUGGGGCUCUGAAAUCACUGGCAUGGGAAAGCGGUCAUUGUGUACCCUCUUGAUGAUGUGGAUAGCUGGCUACCUGGGCAGCACCUGGCUAAUCAAGCAAACAAAGUUCCAGCUUGAUCUUCUCUCUUGCUCACGUGGUCUCUGGUCUUGGAUCUAACCCUGUCACCAUCCUUUCCUUGUAGCUGUAUGUAAUUGCCCUGCUUUUGGCUUUGCUAAUUUUUUCUUGGCUAAUGAAACCUUUGCCCUUCUUACCUUUUCUCCAUCACAUACAGCACAACAGCUCCGGCUGGCAGCAUCACCUCCCACCAAUUUAUCCAACUUCUGCUGAGGCUCUGAAAUGCCAACGAUGUCGAGACCUGCACUUGAUGUCAAGGGUGGCACCUCACCUGUGAAGGAGGAUGCCAACCAAGAGAUGAGCUCUCUAGCCUACUCUAACCUGGGGGUGAAAGAUCGCAAAGCAGUAGCCACUCUGCACUACCCCGGGGUAGCCUCAAAUGGAACCAAGGCCAGUGGGGUUCCCACUAGUUCCUCUGGAUCUCCAACUCCAAUAGGCUCUCCUACCACCACCCCUCCCACUAAAUCCCCACCCUUCAACCUGCACCCUGCCCCUCACCUGCUGGCCAGUAUGCAGCUGCAGAAACUUAAUAGCCAGUAUCAUGGGAUGGCUGCAGCCACUCCGGGCCAACCAGGGGAGGCAGGGCCCCUGCAAAACUGGGGUUUUGGGGCUCAGGCGGGAGGGACGGGGUCACUCUCUCCUCCUGCUGGUGCCCAGAGCCCUGCUAUCAUCGAUUCGGACCCAGUGGAUGAGGAGGUGCUGAUGUCACUGGUGGUGGAACUGGGACUGGACCGGGCUAAUGAGCUUCCAGAGCUGUGGCUGGGGCAGAAUGAAUUUGACUUCACUGCAGACUUUCCAUCUGGCUGCUGAUGCCAACUGUCCCUAAACAUGAAGGAAUAAAGCCACCAAUUCUGUUGUAAAUAAAAAUAAAAGUUACUUACAAAGA